AUGGUACCAUCUGGGAAGGGCAACCGAAUGAUUGUACUGCAUGCAGGAAGCCGGGACAAAGGAUUGAUCGACGGUUGCGAAUUGGUCUUUGAGGCAAAGAAAUCAAGUGGAGAUUACCAUCAGGAGAUGAAUGGAGGUGUCUUCAUGGAUUGGAUGGAACAUCAACUUUUGCCCAAUCUUGAUCAGCCCACUGUCAUAGUGAUGGACAAUGCCAGCUACCAUAAUGUGAGGGAACCCGGGAGCAUCACACCGACAAUGAGCAGCCUGAAGAAGACGAUGCAGGAUUUCCUCACAUCGUGUGGUGUUCACUACAGACCGGCAGACACAAAGAUACAGCUGAUGGAGAAGAUCCACAUAAACAGGAAGCCCAUUCAGUACACGGCCGACGAGCUGGCUGCUCAACAUGGUCACGUUGUGUUACGUUCACCCGUGAGACAUUGUGAACUGAACCCAAUGGAACUUAUCUGGGCAAACUGUAAGGGGUUCGUUGCGAGGAACAAUUCUACUUUCAAGCUCUCGCACGUAAAGGAGUUGAUUCAUGCAUCGUUUGGCAGGAUAACCUCUGAAGUGUGGCAGACGGCAGAGGACCACGUCCUUGACAUUGAACGGAAGUACCGUCAACGUGACGGAGUGGACAUCAGUGUUGUUGCACCUGUUGUGAUCCAAGUGCAUGAGGACACGGAUUCAGACUCAGAUUCGGAUUAA
Messenger RNA from Haliotis rubra (blacklip abalone), 705 nucleotides. RefSeq lists its product as uncharacterized. The transcript has a single exon. Lineage: Eukaryota; Metazoa; Mollusca; Gastropoda; Lepetellida; Haliotidae. The record is from RefSeq and is a predicted model, not a curated record. Gene Ontology annotation, molecular function: nucleic acid binding. The coding region runs from base 1 to 705 and encodes 234 amino acids.